Molecule: messenger RNA, 1654 nt
Organism: Cheilinus undulatus (humphead wrasse)
Lineage: Eukaryota; Metazoa; Chordata; Actinopteri; Labriformes; Labridae
Gene: arpin
Product: actin related protein 2/3 complex inhibitor
Exons: 6
Coding region: 58-735 (225 amino acids)
Biological process (GO): negative regulation of actin nucleation
Source: RefSeq, a predicted model, not a curated record
GUCAGGAAACAGGAAAAAUCUCGGAGAGGGGAGAACUUACAGAGAAGUUAACGCAAAAUGAGCCGAAUUUAUAAUAACACAACAUUGCAGAACAAACCUGUACACAAUGAAAAAAUUGACCGCGCGUUUUCUCCCUCCUCCUAUGAAAGUGGACAAGGGGUUCUUCUAGAGGGAAAGCUGAUGGAUAUUUCCAGACAUUCGAUCAGUGAUGACAGCAGUCAGAAGACUCGUUUCUUUGUAUUGUACAUCAAACCCAGCCGCAUCCAUCAGAGGAAGUUUGAUGCUGCUGGGAAAGAGAUUGAACCAAACUUCAGUGACACCAAAAAGGUUAACACUGGCUUUCUCAUGUCCUCCUACAAGGUGGAAGCUAAAGGAGAGUCAGACCGUCUGUCUGAAGAACAGCUGUCAGCGUUAGUGAACAAACCCGAGCUGGUGAAGAUAACUGACAAAUACCGACCCAGCGGGACUAUGGCCUUCUGGUAUCCAGAGUCAGAGAUGGAGAAGACAGAGCUGGAAACAGGGCAAGAUAUACGUCUGAAGACCAGAGGAAACAGCCCCUUCAUAUUCUCUUUAUCCAAAGUAGAUGGUGGCACGGUGACCAAGUGUAACUUUGCUGGUGAUGAAAAGGCUGGAGCAUCAUGGACAGACAAGAUUAUGGCCAACAAAGGAAACACAGCUGGCACAGAGAAGCCUGGAGAAGGAGAGGGAGCAGAAGAGGAUGAAUGGGAUGAUUGAGAAAAUGGUCCCCUGGAUCAGCCUGAACUCCUGGCCCUGCUCCAGUCUCCAGGUUGAACUGCAUCAGCCUGGUUCCACUCCACCUUCUUUGCCUUUAGAUUGGACUUUUCACAGGGGUGUUUAACCUCUUACAUAUGUGGCCUGCAGGCAAACCUUGUGCAGCAUGGUACCAGACUCUCAUAGACCCAAAGUGAGCCAGGGAUGUUUCUUUGGAACCUGUUUUAUCUCUUGCACUCCUUGGAGUAGUUUCCUACAUUUAUUAGGACUACAGCUUGGACUUUCUCUCUGUCAGCUCUUUAUGUCAAAAAAUGUCCUGUUUUUUUCACCUGUGAAAAAAGCAUCACAGGCUGAAAAUCACACAUGCAGUAAAAUACUCAAAUUUAAAAUGUUUGAAUUAAAUUACACCGGAAAUAAUGCACUUAGAGUUAUCUUUUUAUUUUUUUGUAAAUUUCUAUGAUUUUCACCAAAUAAAAAAAGAAAUACUGGAAAAAAGGACUCACAUUUAACUCAGCAGGUUAAUAUUUUUUUUUAUUAAAAUAACAAUCUACCAAAAUAUGACAGAAAUCUGAUUACAUGAUUAUAACACAUUUGGUAUAAUACACUUGUAGACCUUCUCCCAGUGACAACCAGGGAGCUCUGUCCUUCGACUCUGGCUUGUGCAAAUAAUAAGCUGUGUUCAAGAAAUUGGCAACAUCAAAAUGCUGGUUAAUUUAGCUGUUGCAAUUAACUUGUUUUAGUCACUCUUCACUCCCAUAAACAUCAAGUAAAAGAAGAGUUUACUGCUCAGUAAUAUCAGAGAAAUUAGUUUUUCCUAAUGAACACCAAAUUGACCACAAAGUAAGUUUUUAAAAAUCAUUGUUUUUGUAUGGUUUGUAAUUGUUGGAUUUUUCAUGACAUAUUAAACGAAUACCACAGGGCA